Corylus avellana is the source of this 2460-nucleotide messenger RNA. The record is from RefSeq and is a predicted model, not a curated record. Lineage: Eukaryota; Viridiplantae; Streptophyta; Magnoliopsida; Fagales; Betulaceae.
AUGGCGAUCUGUUACAAUAUGACAGGACUGUCUCUCACCAACAAUGAUUUCUGGAAAGCCCAAGACGCCCUCAUCGAAUCACUCCCUCUCUUCUUCACACAGCUUUCCAUCAUUCUUUUCGUCACUCGUCUUUUCUUCUACCUCCUCAAACCCCUCCACCAGCCUCCUCUCAUUGCUGAGAUUCUGGCUGGUUUUACCGUUGGUCCAUCAGCACUUGGGCAGUUAGAAGUUUUCCAAAACGUCUUCCCAAAAAGGAGCAUAAUGGUUGUUGAGACGAUGGCAAACUUAGGCCUCCUUUUCUACGUAUUCCUCACCGGCUUAGAGAUGGACCUCAGUGCAAUCCUCCGGCCCAGGAAAAGGGUGAUGGGCAUCGCCAUCACCGGAAUUCUCAUCCCAUUCCUUUUAGGAGUGGGCUUGUUUUUCCUACUGCAAUACCGCUCCAGUCACAUCACCCCGAAAAUGGGUUGCCUUUUUUGGGCCGCUGCGCUCACCGUCACCGGCUUCCCAGUGCUUACGCACAUCCUCACCGACCUCAAGCUCCUCCACUCCGAUAUAGGGAGAAUUGCCAUGUCGGUGGCCAUGCUCAACGACAUAUACGCAUGGGUUCUCAUCGCAAUAUUGAUACCAACAGGUGUCGGCAUGAAAACUACUCCUCAAUCAUUAACCGGCGUCGUUGCCUUCGUAUUAAUCUGCUUUUUAGCGGUCCGUCCGUUUCUUGAAAGGAUAAUCCGCAUCGAAUCGGAGAAGGACAAUUAUAGCGAGUACCAUUUGUGCUUCGUGUUGGCUGGGGCGUUAAUGUGCGCAUGCAUCACCGAUUUAUUGGGUGCGCAGUCCAUUGUAGGAGCUUUUGUGUUUGGGCUUAUCAUGCCGAAUGGGGAGUUUGGGGAUGUGCUUUUGGACAGGCUAGAUGACUUUGUGUCGGGGAUUAUGUUGCCCUUCUUCUUUGUGAGUUGGGGGAUAAAAAUUGAUUUCAAUAAUAUUUCGAGGGACACGACAUGGUACUUUGUGAUGCUGGUUAUAUGCUUUGCUUUCAUGGCGAAGAUUUUGAGCUCUCUCAUCAUCUGCAUUUUAUUUAAAAUGCCACUUCGAGAUGGUGCGGCUCUUGGAGUACUUAUGAACACCAAAGGCAUCUUGGCACUUGUUAUCCUCAAUACUGGGUGGAACAAAAAGAUUUUGAACGACCAACAGUUCACAGUGAUGGUGGUUGCAAUUGUGGCAAUGACAAUUGUGGUCGCCCCCAUCAUGUCUGCCAUCUACAAGCACAGAAAGGGUUUGAAGCAGUACAGGCUGAGGACUAUACAAAGACAAAAGCCGGACACCGAACUCCGAGUCCUCGCCUGCGUCUACACCACCGCCAAUGUGUCCGGCAUAAUCAGCCUCCUUCAAGUCUCCCACGCCACCAAACUCUCUCCUAUUACAAUCUUCGCCCUCCACCUUGUCGAGCUCACUGGACGUGCCUCCGCCAUGCUAAUCGUCCACUCCCGCCGCAAGUCCGGCGCCCACAACCCUAGCCGUGCGCAGGCCGACUCUAACCUCAUCAUCAACGCCUUCGAGGCCUUCGAGAGGGACAACCACCUCUUCACCGUCCAACCCCUCACAGCCAUGUCCCUAUACAGCACAAUGCACGAGGACAUUUGCAGCGUGGCUCAGGACAAGCGUGUCUCCCUCAUUCUCCUCCCAUUUCACAAGCACCUGACCGUGGGCGGUCGGAUGGAGGACGAGAAUGUCGCCUACAGAGACAUAAACCUCAACGUUUUAGCCAAUGCGCCGUGCUCUGUCGGAAUCUUUAUCGACCGCGGACUAGCGGCGGCAGACAUUAACGUUAAGCGCCGCUUUUGCAUGCUCUUCAUUGGCGGCGGUGACGACCGUGAGGCUCUGGCUUACGCGUGGAGGAUGGCGGGGCAUCCCGGAAUCAGCCUCACCGUGGUGCGAUUCCUUCCGGACGAGGAUGCAGUCGAGCACAUGGAGCCUGUAAAUGACGUCGAAGGGCAUCAGAUAUUGUCGUUGGACACAACGGAAAACGACAAGGAAACUAUCGACGAGGACUACAUAAACGAGUUUAGAUUCAAGUCGGCAAGCGAGGAGUCGAUAAUGUACUUGGAAAAGGUGGUGAACAAUGGGGAGGAGACUGUGUCGGCGAUAAGUGCAAUGGAAAAUAGCUAUGACUUGUAUAUAGUCGGAAAAGGGGCCGGAAAGGUGUCGCCACUGCUGUCGGGACUGUCGGAAUGGAGUGACUGCCCAGAGCUAGGGGUGAUAGGGGAUGUGUUGAUGUCUUCAACCUUUGCUUUGCAGGCGUCGGUUCUUGUGGUGCAACAGUACGGUUCAAGUGGGGGCAUGUCGGAAGAAUCCAGGAGAGACCGUUUCGGGCUGCGGCAGAGGAUGAUGGGUGUUCUGAGGUCUUCGCAAAGCGGAAAGGGAAUGGUGUUAUCUGAUGGUGACUGGCCGAUUGGAAAUGCAUAA